This is a messenger RNA of Cynara cardunculus var. scolymus (artichoke), 117 nucleotides long. RefSeq lists its product as uncharacterized. The record is from RefSeq and is a predicted model, not a curated record. The annotation marks the transcript as partial. NCBI's taxonomy places the organism in Eukaryota, Viridiplantae, Streptophyta, Magnoliopsida, Asterales, Asteraceae. The transcript is spliced from 2 exons.
UUAAAAUUACCAAAACAACUUUAUGCUAAUGAAUUGCAUGUUCUAAAAAUAGGGAUGAAAAAAUAUGAUUCAAUCAUAAAUACAAUCAUGUCCUAUGUUAACAACAAAUCCAACAAU